Messenger RNA from Alternaria arbusti, 1689 nucleotides. RefSeq lists its product as uncharacterized. The record is from RefSeq and is a predicted model, not a curated record. The coding region runs from base 1 to 1689 and encodes 562 amino acids. The transcript is spliced from 4 exons. Lineage: Eukaryota; Fungi; Ascomycota; Dothideomycetes; Pleosporales; Pleosporaceae.
AUGGCGGUAGACCGAUUUGGGGAAAACGCGUGGGCGAUGGUUCACGCUGGUGAUGUGAAGGAGCAGUCGUCGGCAACAUCCUCGCACGCUGUCGAAGCCACCAUCAAGAAGGACGAACCAGAGGAGCCUGUUGCCGUCCCUACACCUAUCGGCUGCUGGAAGGUCAUCUCGCCUGAGGGCCGAGAGGAACACGUCUUUAGGCCCAUCCCUGGCUUCGAACACCUGUGCAACGGCCCAGCAAAAUCGCAGGGAGUAGCCCGUCUGGCAGAUCCGCCCAAAGCCAUUCCUACACCAGUCUACCAGUCUGCCGUGGUCCAGGUACCGGCUACGUCGGGAGAUGUUCAGCCCAAGAGCCGGAAGAGAGCUCGGUCGCGCGCAGGGGAACCGCGUCCAGGAGCAGCUCAGCACUUCAGUGAAGAUGGAGACGACGAGCAGUACGACGAUAGAGAUGUCCCUGUGGCAACACAGAAGUCUUACACCUUCUACAUUGGCGAUGUCAAACCGUUGAUGGGCUUCUUCCACCGAAGACUCGAUGAGCUCACCAUGAAACCAGUGCGGCCCAUCGUCACGGCUUGGGUCAAGCAACUAGAGCCUAAGCGUCUCAGCCUGUACGGGCCCUACCACAAGAAGCUGCCCAAGGAGCAGCCCUCUGAAUGCACCCCACCUUGGUGGCCCCACGAUGUGCCCUACGAAGAGCCUUCGCAUCUGGAUAAGGCGGGCCUUUUGAAACUUGCAGUCGAUCUCAUGCUUCAGCACCGCAAAAUCGACGAGGCCAAGCGUAGAAGUCCAUGGGUCGCCAAGCUCAAACACGCCGCGCAGUAUGCCGUUGAGACCACGCCGCCAGACCAGUUCUCCUCGUCGAAAGGAUCCAGAUUCAGUGAGCGGAUGCAAGGCCGAGCCCUAUCCGAGAUUCUACCGAACCUCUUCGAUAUUGCGCAAUUAUACGAAGAUCACAUCUUCAACUACAACCUCUUCGAAGGCACAAACAACCAAGACCCCCGCAGAGGGACGCAUGUGACUUGGCAGCCAUUAACGAGACCGCCACGCCAGCAACCCGUACCUAGGAAGCGCUUCCGACGGGCCAGGGCUACUCCGCCUCCGAGGAUAGAGCCCGACGCCGAUGUAUCUGGCAACGAGACCGAGGUUGACAACACCGCGACUGAGUCGCACCUGCCACGGGAGGAGAAAGCUCGGCGACCUCUGACAUCCCAACAGCAAGCGCAAGCCCCCGUUCGAGGACCGGCAAUAUCUCAACCACAACACAUGCAUCCAUGCAGCUCUACUACGACGCCCAACACCUCUUUUGGUCAGUCGAUGCACUCUCUUCAUCUAGAUGAGGACAUGGACCUAGACGUCAAGGUGGCCAACCACACACCGUUUCAUAACCAGUCCCGCGGUCAGAGCGACUUGCAAUGCAGCCAGCCAAUGCAGUAUUGUACUAGUCAUUCGGGCUACCACCAUGUACCGCAGUCACGACAGGUUCCUGGCUCAAACAACGUAGUUCCAGUGUCUGCAUCAGCAUACCACCAGCCAUUCACCAUGUUCGACACACCGUACCAAGACGAGAGUACCGCUUUCAGUAGCAAUACCGGAUAUCCUUACGAGUAUGACAUGUUUGUCCCGUCGUUCUUCGACGGCCUACCGCACUUGUCCAGCAUCAGCUGUGAGUCGGAAGGCUCUCAUCAUUAA